UUUUGCAGGUUGGAAGAAAUUCCAAUCUUUCGCCUGAGUUGAGGUAGGACGGAUUGAGACACAGCAAGAAUAAGUAGCAAUGAUGCAGCAAUUUUUAGCACUGAUUUGUCUGAGUAUAGCAUCCCAGAUUUGCGUUACAAUAUCUCAAACAACAACAGCAACAUGGUGCACUGUCGCGACAAAUGAACAAGCAAAAUGCGAAGCUAUGAAGACUGCGUUUACCAAAGCCAAUCUGGUACCAAGUCUAGCAUGUGUACAAGGCACUGAUACUUUCGAUUGUUUAAGCAAGAUCCACACUGGUGCGGCUGACUUGAUUACUUUAGAUGGUGGCGACAUCUACACCGCCGGGAUUGAGUAUGGCGUGAAAACUGUUAUGGCAGAAACUUACAGUGAUGGUGAUGGAUACUACGCUGUAGCUGUUGCAAAGAAUAGCGACACAAGCAUGACCUUGAAUUCACUGAAAGGCAAAAGGUCAUGUCAUACUGGUGUAAAAAAAACUGCUGGAUGGAACGUUCCCGUUGGCUACUUACUGGGGGAAGGUUUGAUGGAUGUGGUGGAUUGCAACAGUGACAUCAAAUCUGCUGGAAUGUUCUUUAGUGAAAGUUGCGCACCAGGUGCACUUUCGGCAAAGUAUAAUCCAAAUGAAGAUAAUCCACCUUCACUCUGUGAGACAUGUAUUGGUCAGGGCAAUUACAAAUGUGCACGAAACUCAAGUGAGCCGUACUACAACUAUCACGGAGCUUUUAGAUGUCUUGCUGAGGGUUCUGGAGAUGUUGCAUUUGUCAAACAUCUUACCGUUCAAGAAAACACAGAUGGCAAUGGUGAUCAAUGGGCACAGAAUCUUAAAUCCACCAACUAUGUCCUGCUGUGCCCUGACGGUACAAGAAAGCCUGUGACGGAAUAUAAAUCCUGCAACUUAGCUUGGGUACCCAGUCAUGCGGUGAUAACCGCCGCAUCUGCUACCAUGGAAAAGAUCAACUCUUACCGCAAGCUAUUAGAUGAUGGUCAGAAACUCUAUGGAACUGAUGGAAAUCCAGAAUUUGACAUGUUUGAUUCUGCAAACUUUCAAGGAAAGGAUCUGCUUUUCAAAGAUUCCACCGUUUCACUGAACAACACAGAUAGCACAGAAUAUGCCACCUACCUAGGAGUACCAUAUAUUAACACUAUCAGAGGUCUUGCAGCCUGCCCAGCAGGCUCAGCACGCUGGUGUGUCGUAUCUGACGGAGAGUUUGAUAAAUGCGAAGCUAUGAAGAAAGCCUUCGCCACAGAAAACCUAAAGCCCGACAUUUCAUGCCCGAGGGCCCAAAAUCAGGAAGGCUGUAUGCGUCAGAUUAGAGAUGGCCAAGCCGAUCUUGUGACCCUGGAUGGUGGCGAUAUUGUUACCGCCGGCAACACAUACAAGAUGCAGCCAGUUGCUGGUGAGAACUAUGGUAAAGAGGAUGCAACUGCCAGCUAUUGGGCAGUGGCUGUGGCUAAGAAGGGCACAGACUUCGGGUUUGAUGAUCUCCAGGGUAAGAAGUCGUGCCACACCGGUAUCAUGAAGACGUCUGGUUGGAUCGUUCCAAUUGGUACUCUAAUGGAUCGGGGAGAAAUUACUGUUGAAGAUUGCAAUGUGCCUGUUGCUGUAGGUGCCUACUUCUCAUCGAGCUGCGUACCCGGAGCCAAGACGCCUACUUAUGAUCCAGAUAACUUAAAUCCAGAGAAUCUAUGUGACCUGUGUAUUGGACAGGGUGAGGACAAUUGCGUCCGUAACAACAAUGAACCAUACUAUGGCUAUACCGGUGCUUUUAGGUGUUUAGCAGAAGGUGCAGGCGAGGUUGCAUUUGUCAAACAUGUGACAGUUGGUGACAACACCAAUGGGAACAAUGCUGCUCCUUGGGCUUCAGGGUUGGAUAAAGCAGACUUCGAACUCCUUUGCCCCGAUGGAUCAAGGAAGGCUGUGGAUGACUGGCUGACCUGUAACCUCGCUCGUGUACCCUCGCAUGCUGUCAUGACAUCAGGGAGCAAAUCGACAGAGGUGAAGGAAGAAUACUGGAACCUUCUUAAGGAUGGACAGGGAAUCUUUGCCAGUGACACUGGUACAGGAUUUCGCAUGUUUGAUUCAGAAGGUUAUGAAGGCAGCGACUUGAUCUUCAAAGAUUCCACUGUCAACUUGGUUGAUGUUGGCGAAAAAGACACGUAUCAGAAAUGGGCUGGAGAGGAAUACCUCAAGUCCUACGAGGCAGUCACCUGCCUGCGACUGCCUGCGAGUGGCGCUGGUCAGAUCACCACAAGUGUUGCUGUCACUCUUGUUUCUUUGGUUGUGGCAGUUUUGAGCUGCAUUUACAACUAAUUAUUUUCCCCUUUUCUCUUCUUUACUUCCUUGAUUGCCUUGUUACAUUAAUAAAACAGUAAAUGCUGUAAGUUAAUUAUGUACUUUUAAGAUUUUAGAAGAAAAUUCUUUUCAAUAUGUUGAUGCUACACAGAAUUAAUGGAAGCACUAGUAAUUAAGUAGAAGCCUUCCUAAAUAUGAUAUUGUUGCAGUUUUAGAUUGUUUCAUUUACAACUGUUGAUGAUUGAAUCCUUGUUGAAUUUCUUAGUUGAUCAGAUAUGUGACCUGUGUAAUGAUUGGCUAACUUGUGAUGCAUAUACAGAGUUUCUGUCAUGCUCAAUGAUAUGCAGUGUCAUCAAACUUGGAAUAAAAAUGAGUAGAUUUAAAUGUCAUAUGUAGUAAAAUAAGUAAUGGUUGAUCAGUACACUAAAAAGAUUAGUUACGUUUGUAUUUUGAUGAAUACUUGGAAUUCUUUAAUUAGAUGAAAUUAAUUGAUUGGUUAAUCACAUGGUUAUGAAUUUAUACAAAAGAUAUUGAUUUUAGGUGAAAUUCAGUUUCUUUUAUUCAAUAGAUAUUAGUGUAAAAAACUAAGUGGUCAAUUUAUUCUU
Molecule: messenger RNA, 2919 nt
Organism: Anneissia japonica
Lineage: Eukaryota; Metazoa; Echinodermata; Crinoidea; Comatulida; Comatulidae
Product: melanotransferrin-like
Exons: 13
Coding region: 80-2332 (750 amino acids)
Biological process (GO): iron ion transport
Cellular component (GO): plasma membrane; recycling endosome; extracellular region
Source: RefSeq, a predicted model, not a curated record